GCUUGCUUGAUGUGAGUGUGAGAUACCAACGAUCCAUGAAAACGGCAGCAGGCAUAACUGCUCAAGCUGUUUCUCUCUCUGUACAAAUACACAGAGCAGCUGGCUUGCAAGCAGCAGCUAGAGCUGUGGCACAAAAGAACCCUUCAGUCCAGUACUAUGCGGGUGUGGGAGUUAAUGCUUAUGUCUCUGUGCACCUCUCCUUCCUACCUGAGGCAGAGAGACGCAGCACACGAGCUGUGGCUUGUACUUUCUGCCCCGAGUUUGAGCACCAUGUAGAGUUUCCUUGUAACCUCAUCAUUCAGAAAAGUAGCGGAGAAGCCUCUUCUCUGGGGGAACUCCUGCAGUCUGCCAACAUCGUCUUCUCUGUCUACCAUCAGACCACCAAGUCAGCCACUGAGACAUUGGCAGCUCGGACAUCAAGAGAUUAUCUUCUUGGGACAGUCACAAUUCCAACCAGAGACCUGCUGAGAAGGAGAUCAGGUAUUACAGGCUGGUACCCAGUCACCUUAUCUGAAGAUUUAAUGCCGUCACACUGCACAAACAUCAUGCAGGCCGUUGUGGGAGGACUGGAACUUUCUAUUACCUUUGCUCAUCAGGACGACAGAGAGCGUGUUUUGGAGGCCGCUAAGCUCUUAGGAUGGAACAGCGAGGAGAGCCGUGAAGACAGCACGGACGAUAGUGAUGAAUGGGAGCAGAACGCCAAUCCAGCGACCGUGAGCAUCUCAACUCCAAGAGUAUGGCUGCCGGUCCACUGCGUGCUGCUCACAGGCCAGAUGCACCUAAAUAAAAGCACUUAUUGCUACCUCAGGUAUAAGCUAUAUAAUCAGGAAGCCGCGUGGACUUCGCUUCGGAGGCCAAAAUUGAGUGACGACACAGAGAACGUUACAGUGAACUUUAAGAAACCAAACAAGAUGACUUUGAGAAGGAGCCAAGGAUUGCUUUGGUUCUUCAGGGAGGAGAAAUUAGAAAUCCAAGUGUGGUGGGCAUACGGUAAAGAAAAUGAUGUGGAAAGACCACUUGAUACAGAUCGUCUUAUUGGAUCUGCCUAUGUAGACCUCGCAGCAUUAGCAGAAAGGUCAAGGACAACACUAAGUGUUAGUGGGGUUUAUCCGUUGUUCAGAUGCAACGCUGCGAACCUAGCGGGAGCUGCUGUACGUGUUCACAUCGCCCUUUCUUCCACUUCUGCUCUGCCCAGCAGACUUCACUGUGCUGAGGAAUACAGCAACAGUGAAGAUGAAGGCACAGAGAAAGCACCUGGUCUGAGCCAACAGGGCACUGAAAAUCAGAGUCAGAAACCGGAUAUCGUAAGUUCAGAAAUCACCAACGACAAACCACAAGAAGACGACGUGAUGUUUCUAGAAAACACAGUUGCUGUCAAUAUCCUUGUGGAGAGAGCAAUGCAUCUAAGUUUAAAAGGGAGCCCUUUGACAGAACGUGAAGUAACAGCACCCAGUAGCUGUGUAUCAUUUGCUGUUGCUGGUGCAGAUGCUCCGAUUACCACUUCAGUAAUAGAAAAUACAGACUCACCGGUCUGGGACUUUCAGCAACAAGCAAGAUUAUCCAAAGAGCUUCUGCUGGAUCCACAGCAAACCUUGGUCUUCAAAGUGUGGCAUAAAGCAGAGACCGAGCGAGUGAUAGGAUUUGCAUCAGUGGACCUUUCUCCUCUUCUUUCUGGCUUCCAGCUCGUGUGCGGGUGGUACAAUAUCACGGACUUCAGCGGACAGUGCCGAGGGCAGAUCAAAGUAGCAAUUUCCCCUCUUCAAAACAUAAAUAAUCUCAAAGAAGAAAGGCAGGCAAGGAUCUGGACCCAGCCACCGAGUUCUUCAGUGAAGCCCAGCUUUCCAACAUUUUCCAGUAAUGCUACAAACUUUUCCAAGGAGAUGCUGAAUACCUUGUCAAAGGAAGUCAGCGUUCCUACUCGAGAGCGGCUUGUUUCUAGCAGAAUUAGCCCCCCUGGAACACACGCGCCUCGUCACGACGAGCAUAUGCAGAACGUGCGCAGAUUUCACGAAUCCCUGCAGCAAACGGAAGGGAACGCGCACCGGGCGGCAAAGAUGGACUCGUUAUCUCUGUCAUCACGCGCUUCUCUUCUAACUGCUCUCAGAAAAAACUUGAGCGAGCUGGAUGACGUUCAAAGAUACUUCAGUCAGAAGCUGACCAGGUCUUUUCCUGACCUCACUUACGGUAAUGCAUCCAAACCAAGUCAUGAGGAGCAUCAGAGUGAUCACCGGGGCUUGAGGAGCAGAGAAGUGGAUCCCAGUGCAUGCCAUCUUUUGGAAAAAUCUAGUCAGUUGGUGUCGCAGGUCAGCAGCCUAAUCAAUG
Balearica regulorum gibbericeps (East African grey crowned-crane) is the source of this 2322-nucleotide messenger RNA. NCBI's taxonomy places the organism in Eukaryota, Metazoa, Chordata, Aves, Gruiformes, Gruidae. The record is from RefSeq and is a predicted model, not a curated record.